Molecule: messenger RNA, 2654 nt
Organism: Tribolium madens (black flour beetle)
Lineage: Eukaryota; Metazoa; Arthropoda; Insecta; Coleoptera; Tenebrionidae
Gene: VGAT
Product: vesicular inhibitory amino acid transporter
Exons: 2
Coding region: 353-1897 (514 amino acids)
Biological process (GO): amino acid transmembrane transport
Cellular component (GO): vacuolar membrane
Molecular function (GO): amino acid transmembrane transporter activity
Source: RefSeq, a predicted model, not a curated record
AUUAAUUGAAGAAAUAAUCUCUAUUAAAAAAAAUAAAAAAAACUACUUUUAAUCCUUUUAAUCCUAGUAAAACAAUAUGUAUGCCUACUAUUAAUUGAAAUUCGGCUUUUUCGCUUUAUUUCGGGCUGUUUCUCCCCAAGUCCGCCCCUGCCCACAUCCCGGAGUGUACCCGGAGUCUGCCAAUGUACCGCUUCUCCUCCGGUCAACCGCCGCCAAGAUGGAAAUCACCACCUACCAAAUCACCCCGAAAAUGGUCUAACCUGCACUUUUCGCACACUAAAAGUUAGAAGAAAAAUAAACAACAAGUCAACGUUUCUUCCAUCUUGGCGGUGAUCAUCAGUGCCAUAUCACAAUGAACCGUCUCGGCAACAUCCGUUUGCCGCCUCUCUCCGCCGCCGUCAACGUGGCCGGACAGACCUUCCGCCAGAUGAUUCCCGAACGGGCCCCCGGACACGAACGUGUCCAUUUCGCACAAGUCAACCACACCGUCACACAUGGGGGCACCUCCGACGAGCACCACGAAAUGGCCAACAUCAAGCCCACUAACCCCUUUCUCCAAGAGAACUUCGAAGCGGAGGACAGCUUCAACGAGGGCCUCAAGACUCGCAUGUCCUCGGUGGACUUCUCAGAGGGGUCCGACUUUGUCGAGGGCAAGAGCGACGUCAAAAUCAACGAGUAUCAGGCCGCCUGGAACGUCACCAACGCCAUACAGGGCAUGUUUAUCGUUUCGUUGCCGUUUGCGGUGCUCCGUGGAGGCUACUGGGCCAUUGUUGCUAUGGUGGGCAUCGCCUACAUCUGUUGUUACACUGGUAAAAUCCUCGUCGAGUGUCUCUACGAGUUUGAUCUUCAAACAGGGCGUCAAAUUCGAGUCCGUGACUCCUAUGUAUCCAUCGCCAAGGCAUGUUUUGGUAAAAAAUACGGGGCAAAAAUUGUGAAUAUAGCCCAAAUAAUCGAACUCCUCAUGACUUGUAUCUUGUACGUGGUGGUCUGUGGCGACUUGAUGAUUGGCACCUUCCCCGAUGGGGCAAUCGACACCAGAUCGUGGAUGAUGCUCGUGGGGAUUUUCCUCCUCCCUUUGGCCUUCCUCAAGACCCUCCAAAGCGUGAGUUUACUCUCGUUCUGGUGCACCAUGUCACACAUCCUCAUCAACGCCAUCAUCCUCGGCUACUGCCUCCUCUACAUCGGCGACUGGGGCUGGGGCAAGGUCAAAUGGUCCCUCGACUUGGAGAACUUCCCCAUAAGUCUCGGCGUGAUCGUCUUCUCCUACACCUCCCAAAUCUUCCUCCCGACCCUUGAGGGCAACAUGGAGGACCCCUCCAAGUUCCAAUGGAUGCUCGACUGGUCGCACGUGUGGGCCGCCGUCUUCAAGGCCCUUUUUGGCUACGUGUGCUUCCUCACCUUCCAGAACGACACCCAACAAGUCAUCACCAACAACCUCCCCUCGGCGGGCUUCAAGGGCCUGGUGAACUUCUGUUUAGUCAUCAAGGCCCUCCUCAGCUACCCUUUGCCCUACUACGCCGCCUGCGAGCUACUCGAACGCGCCUUCUUCCGGGGGAAGCCCAAGACGCCCUUCCCCACCAUUUGGGCCCUCGACGGCGAACUCAAGGUAUGGGGGCUGGCUUGCAGGGUGGGGGUGGUGGUUUUCACCAUCCUCAUGGCCUGCUUUAUACCACAUUUUGCGAUUUUGAUGGGGUUUAUUGGGAGCUUCACGGGGACAAUGCUCAGUUUCAUCUGGCCUUGUUAUUUCCAUUUGAAAUUAAAAAGAGAAGGGAUGGAUUCAAGAACAGUUGCUUUCGAUUAUUUUAUCAUUUCUCUAGGGCUGCUUUUCGGGUUUGUGGGGAUUUACGACUCGGGGAGGGCCCUAAUUAACGCCUUCCAAAUCGGGCUUCCAUUUUAAAAAUCCCGCUAAAUAUCGACAAGGUUACCAACUGUCAAUUCGUAAGCUUUUAGUGUAGAAAGACGCAACUGAUUCAAUUAUAUGUUUUCGGUGAUUUACACUAAAUUGUUCGUGGGAUUCAACAGUCUUCCAUUAUUUGAUAGCAAAUGCCUUCAAACGAACAUUGAAUUUGUCUUCCAAUUAGAAAAAUAAAUGUAUCACGUUCAAGUAUCUUAAAUACGUAUUAGGGUGGCAACACUUGUGUUAGUAACUUCAGUACAGCCAAUGUUAUUUUGCGUGACCAAAUUAUCCACUGCUGUGAUUUGGUGGCCGCGUCGGCCAUGUAAAACAGUCUUCCAAAAAAAAUAUCCUGUAACCAAAUUAUGGCGUCAAGCAAUAAUUUAAUUUUUUUCAAAAUAUAUUAACGAUGUCUUCCAUUUAGCCUCUAGUGUAUGUCUUCCAAAUUGUUUGUAUGUGUACGAUGGGUAAAAUUUCAAAAAAAAAAAAUGGAGUCGCUAUAUUAUACAAACUUCUGUUACGCUGUAUUUCUAUAAUUGUUAGUAACUUGUUACAAAUUGUUAUAAAGUGUGCUAGAUUAGAUUCAUUGCAUUUUGUACAGGAGGAACUGGCUUUAGUUGAAAUUCAUUCAAUUUUUUUGAAUUUUUAUACAUAUCAUUACAUGUAAUUGUGACAUUUAGAAAGUGAACUGUACAAUAAAUUAACUGUAAUAGUUGUUGGCGAGUUGUAAAAAAUGUGUAAGAUUAAUAAAUCGUGGAUA